This is a messenger RNA of Symbiodinium sp. CCMP2456, 810 nucleotides long. NCBI's taxonomy places the organism in Eukaryota, Dinophyceae, Suessiales, Symbiodiniaceae. The record is from the annotation of a GenBank genome assembly.
AUGGGAAGUGCCAUCAACGCAGUGGCCUUUCCUGCGCCGCACUUGGGCAAAGCAUUCUAUCAGGAUGAGCUCCUGCGAAGGCGAGAUCUCGUGUUCCUGAAAACGGACCAGGAUGAGUCUAUCCCAGCCUGUCAUGUCCGUGCACAGCGAAAGCAUUCCUUUCUCUCUACACCUCCGGUGACAAUCCUGUACAGCCAUGGAAAUGCCGAGGAUGUUGGACUACACCUCGAUUACAUUGAUGCUCUUGCAGAAUAUACAGGUGCCGAUGUGUUCAGCUACGAGUACGUGGGCUACUCACUUUCACGGCUGGACGGUGACACCCCCUCCGAGGCUGGAUGCAUACGAAGCAUUGAUGCAGCUUGGCGAUACCUCGUAGACGAGCAGAAGAUCCAUCCAAGACGGAUUGUGAUCUUCGGUCGCUCUAUCGGUUCUGGUCCGAGCGUGGAUCUGGCCUCCAGAGCUGAAGUUGAGGGAACAGAGUUCUCGCCGUUGGAUGCAGCUGGGGUGAUCCUUCAAUCUCCACUGGAAAGUGGUGCUUACGUCGUUCUGGGCGGCACGGCAGCGACUUUGGGCUACUACUUAGACAUCUUCCGCAACUACGAGAAGAUCGGGAACAUUAAAGCUAAGGUUGCGAUCAUGCAUGGAACAGAUGACGAAGUUGUCCCCUUCUCAAACGGGGAGGCCCUUCAUCGCAAGCUGCAGCAGCCUCACGCGCCGCUGUGGCUGGAAGGCUACGGGCACAACAACAUGCCACAGGAAGACUGCUUCCGGUAUGCCAGGGACUUUAUUGAAUCUCUGAGCCUCGAAUGA